CUGGUUUCCGUUGUAAACUGGUUCCCUGUAAAGAUGUAAACGAAAGUACAAAAAAUACAAAACGUAAAAUACUUAACAGUCCACCGAUCCUCUCCGGCGAUCCACCACACCUACACAAGGACAUUGACUAGAAGACAUGGAUGGUGCAGCGUUCUGUUACUGGAUACCAUACUGCAGACGGACACCUACCGUCACUUCUUGUUCAUCUCUGGGGCUAGAUUGUGGAACCAGCUAUCAAAGCACAUCACAGUUCUACAGACCCCAGAGUCAUUCAGGGAAUGACUGGCCAGCCUCCAAUUCAAACAUUCAGCUUUCCUGACUAAUGAAGAUUAUUUAAACUGGACCACCAAAAUGACAGACAGCUUUCAGAAUAUUUGCUGGGAGAUUGCACUUGGCUUCCGUGAUGCAGUCAUGGGGUCCUUCAAGAUCUUCCACCUUGACAAAGAGGAGGAAACUAAGGUCACAGAGCCUGUGGAACAAAAAACUAUAUUAGCACAACGGCGGGAGUUGAAGCAAAAAAAAGUUCAUCAUGAGGAAAAGAAGUCCAGUGAACCAAAAGUGAUGCACAGAAUCAUCCAGUGCUGUGCUUGGAAUGGUGGAGUUUUCUGGUUGAGCAUCUUGAUUUUCAACUACCUGCUGCUGCCAAUGCUGAAAGGGAUGACUACCCUCCUCACAGGGUCUGAGACGGGGCCAGUUUGGUCCUGGAUGGGCCCAAUGUUGACCUGGACAUUCAGUGCCCUCUGGAUCCUGCCCUUGUUUGUACUAAGCAAGAUUGUCAACUGCUUUUGGUUUGCUGAUAUAGCUGACUGUGCCUACAGGAAGUCUAGGGGCAGGCCCCAGCUGCCCAACAUCAGCAUGUUCAUAGCCGACAUGUUGUUUAGUCUCCUGCUCCAGACGUUCUUCUUGUUACAGGGAACCCUUGCAAGUUUUCUGCCCUUGCCCACUGUGUCUCAGCUGAUCAGUGUGUUGCACAUGAGUCUCCUGUACUCUCUCUACUCCUUUGAGUACAAGUGGGUCAACAUGGGCUGGGAGUUACACCAGAGACUUGAUCAUAUUGAGAAGGGCUGGCCAUAUUAUUUUGGGUUUGGGUUGCCCAUGGCUGUGCUGACUGCGCUUCCCUCCUCUCUGGUUGUCAGUGGCUGUGUGUUCUCCAUACUGUUUCCAGUGUUCAUAAUUAGCGCCAAUGAGGCUUUGACACUUCAUCCAAAUCAUUAUCCAUUGAAGCUAUUCGCCCCAUGUGUGGCAUUAACAAACGCAAUAUUUCAUCAUUCCAUCAUGAAGCGCCAGCCCGUGGCGCAGGCAUCACCAAAGAAGCAUGCAAGAAUACAAGAACCCUCUAGACACAGAUGACAUCAGCGCGAAUAAUAAUGAACUAACUUAUACUUAUAGCAGCUUUAUUGAAAUACCAUAUUAAGUGUAUUUUUUUGAAAAUCUUUAGUAGCUUAAUACAAUGCAUAUAUGUAUGCGUGUAAUCAACUGUGCCAUUGUAUAUCUGUCACAAAUAUUUUCUAUUUUUUGUGUUAAGUGGCAUUUAGAUGGGGUGUCCAUGUUCUUAAGUGACAAUGUACAUCUAUUAUUAAUAUUUUUAUUAUUGUGGAAAAACAUUUAUCGUUUAUAUUAUCAGAACUUAUUGUACUCGUAGUAAAAUUAGACGGAUCUGUUUUAGUUGCAAAUGAAUGAAAAUGUGAAGACUGUUAGUAUUAAUAACAAAUAUUUAUUGUGCAAUGUGAAAUCAAUUGAGCAUUAUGUACUUAUUAUUGUGCUACUUUGUUGAAUCAACCAAAAUAACUUUAUUAGACAAAAGCUGUUUUGGUAUGGAAUCAUCUUUUGAUUUUGGUUCAGUUUAAUAGUUAUUACAAAUUCUGGUGUCUUUUACUGGAGACCGUUUCAAUAAACACUUGUAAGUUAGUAACGAUUUUUAAACCUGCUGCAUCGAUUCAAGUUUAAAGCAUCGAAACUGGGUACUAAGUAGAAACUCACUUACGAGGGCUUAUUUGAAACUGGCUACUAAGUGGUAACUCACAAGGGCUUAUUUGAACUGGCUACUUGGUGGUUACUCACGAACGAGGGCUUAUUUGAAACUGGCUACUAAGUGAAAACUCACAAGGGCUUAUUUGAAACUGGCUAUUAAGUGGUUUCUUACUUACGAGGGCUUAUUUGAAUGGUACGUUAUAAGCUUCUGCUGCAAAAAUAACAUUACAUGUAUGACCAAGAAUGUAAAGAAUAAAACAGCCUUGAUUUACAGUUCACAAUUAUGUUCUUUGUGCCUUAUCAUAAAUCGAUUUAGAUGCAAACUUGGUAUGAUGUUUAUUUUAUGUGUUGUUAUAUCAAAUGUUUCCAUUAUGUUCAGUCAAACCAUGAGAUGUAUGUGGAAUGUUUUGUGAAUCGCAUAUUUAAGAGCUGUACAUUAAUUUAUUGAAUCUAAUUAUAUACUUAAGAAAAAACA
Dreissena polymorpha is the source of this 2446-nucleotide messenger RNA. RefSeq names its product etoposide-induced protein 2.4 homolog. NCBI's taxonomy places the organism in Eukaryota, Metazoa, Mollusca, Bivalvia, Myida, Dreissenidae. Gene Ontology annotation, cellular component: endoplasmic reticulum. The record is from RefSeq and is a predicted model, not a curated record. The transcript has 11 exons. Gene Ontology annotation, biological process: macroautophagy. Bases 352 to 1350 code for a protein of 332 amino acids.